AAAUGCAAUACGAAUUAAAUUCGUUGACCAAUAUCUGGAUCUUGGUCAAACACAUCAAGAAUCUUGCCCAACAAAAGCCCUAACAAACCACCUGUCCCAAAACCCAUAUACACUGCAAUGGAGACGGAGAGGCUGUGCUACGGCGGAGCUACGGUGGCAGAAGCCUUCAGUUUGAUGGUCCAGUCUUCUCUGCUUGCCCAUAAGUCCAUUUGUUGUCUUCUGUUUUUGAUUAGAUCAUUGGCCAACAAUGCUGAUGCUUUAACUAGACUUCUUGAAUCAGAGAAGAGGUUUCCAUUUAGUGACCUUCACGACAUUUCAAGCCCUGAUGCUGAAUGCAAAGACAACGGUGAAACAGAUGACGAUAGUGAUGACGACGAUGAAGAUUCUGGUGGUGAUGAUGAUAGUGAUGACGAUGAUGCUGAAUAUUCAUCUGGAGAAGACGAUGAUGAGCAAGGUGAUCCCGAUAGUGAUUCUGAUGCCAAUGACGACGAUGAUGACGACGAUGAUGAAAAUGACGAUGAUGAUGAUGACGAUGACGAAGAUGAUGAUGAUGAAGACGACGAAGAUGAAGACAACCAACCGCCUUUUAAGAAGAAAAAAUAGGGAAACAAUAUUGUUUCCAUUAUGCUCAUGUAUUCUGUCAUCAUUUUAGUAUUCGAGGUUUAACCAGGACAAAACAUUGUUUUUGCAAUCUCUAAUUUUGUUCUCCCUCAAGCAGCAGAAGCAAAUCAAAUAUUUAGCUAUCA
Molecule: messenger RNA, 746 nt
Organism: Erigeron canadensis
Lineage: Eukaryota; Viridiplantae; Streptophyta; Magnoliopsida; Asterales; Asteraceae
Product: phosphopantothenoylcysteine decarboxylase subunit VHS3-like
Exons: 3
Coding region: 118-603 (161 amino acids)
Source: RefSeq, a predicted model, not a curated record